Messenger RNA from Camelina sativa (false flax), 595 nucleotides. The record is from RefSeq and is a predicted model, not a curated record. Lineage: Eukaryota; Viridiplantae; Streptophyta; Magnoliopsida; Brassicales; Brassicaceae.
CGCUAGCAUGAACACUCACCUUGGCAUUGAACAAAGUCGUAGAGAUGAUCUGGAGUCACUUGGAUUUGUUCUCAUGUACUUCUUAAAAGGAAGUCUUCCUUGGCAAGGACUGAAAGCUGGCAAUAAGAAGCAGAAGUAUGAGAAAAUCAGUGAAAAGAAAGUAUCGACAUCUAUUGAGUCUUUAUGCCGAGGUUAUCCGUCUGAAUUUGCAUCCUAUUUCCAUUAUUGCCGUUCUCUGAGAUUCGACGACAAGCCAGACUAUGCCUACCUGAAACGGCUUUUCCGCGACCUGUUUAUUCGUGAAGGCUUCCAGUUUGAUUAUGUAUUUGAUUGGACGAUCUUGAAGUAUCAGCAAUCACAAAUUUCUACUCCUCCUCCUCGUCAUCAUGGUCCUGGAGUUGGGCCAAGCUCUGGCCUCCCCCCUGCCAUUGCUAGUGCUGAGAGGCCAUCAGGUGGCGACGAAGCUAGACCUUCUGGCUGGUCAUCAGGAAUCCCUAGACGAAGUCCUGGACCAAUUUUUAACUCAGGAAGCUUGUCUAAACAAAAAGCACCAGUUUCAAGUGAUCCUGCAAUAUCUAAAGAUGUAGUGUUAUCA